Molecule: messenger RNA, 1344 nt
Organism: Phalaenopsis equestris
Lineage: Eukaryota; Viridiplantae; Streptophyta; Magnoliopsida; Asparagales; Orchidaceae
Product: ABSCISIC ACID-INSENSITIVE 5-like protein 5
Exons: 4
Coding region: 257-1078 (273 amino acids)
Biological process (GO): positive regulation of DNA-templated transcription
Cellular component (GO): nucleus
Molecular function (GO): DNA-binding transcription factor activity
Source: RefSeq, a predicted model, not a curated record
AUAUUGCUUCUAGUGUUUGAAGUCCAUCCUUUCAAUCGGAUUAACGAAUUGAGUCUCCCCUUUCUUAAAACCUAAUUAGUGCCUUCCCCUGAUAUCGCAUGAAACUGAACAGUGCUUAGUCUUCGCCGCAGUUUCGACCACGCGGGCGGCAGCGCCGCAUUUAGGGAGAACUGACCAAGGAUGGGGGAGUUUGGAUAAGCAUACUCACCAAAACAAUGGCAACGAAUUAAAAACCCUAACUGUAUAUUUCUGGAAUAUGGCUUCAUCGAGAGUGAUCGCGACCUCAUCAUCCGGGAAAUCUAAUAUCUCGCGUCAGUCUUCUCUCUACCCGAAGCCAUCAGCGGAGCUUCAGAAUUCCACAAGCGAUGGCGAUCCCCCAAAGAGUCUUGGCUCCAUGGUUAUGGAUGAUCUCAUUCGAAAUAUGUAUGGAGAUAACGUGCCGCCAGUUUCACCAUAUGCCGGCUGCGUGGAGACGCCUUCCAUGAAGAGUGGGGGGGUCAUGACAGCUGAGGAUGUGUGGAGAGAGAUCACUGUAGGAAGGCAAGCGGAAGGCGGCGGCGAAGUGGAUGCCUUUUUGAGCGAAUCAGAGAGCAAGGAUGCUGGGGAGAUGACUUUGGAGGAUUUCCUGGCUAGGGCAGGGGCUGUGAUUGAAGAGGAGGUUAGGGUUUCGUCGGGAGUUCACUCGGCGGGUCAGGCUGCGUCUGACCAAUUUGUGCAGCAACCACUGACCAUCGAAAAUCCGGUUCGGGUGUUCGGGAACGGGACGGAGGUUGUUUCUAUAGGGGGAGGGAGAGGUAGGAGGCGGCAUCUGCUUGAUCCGGAGGAUCGGAUUACAUUGCAAAGGCAGAAGCGGAUGAUAAAAAACAGGGAGUCUGCAGCCAGGUCUAGAGAGAGAAAGCAGGCUUAUACAGCGGAGCUGGAAUCUUUAGUCCAUCAGCUGGAGCAGGAGAAUGCUCAGCUGCAUAUUGAGCUGGAACAAGUCAAUAAAGAGAGAUUUAAGCAGCUUAUGGCGAUGGAGGUUCCUUUCACCAUGAAGAACAAGCCCCCUAGACAGGUUAGAAGGACUAGCUCGGGCUGAUUAGAUUACAUUAGGGAAAGAAGAAGAGACAUAUAUUUGCACAUUCUGGCUUCCGACUCUUGAGAGUGUAGAGAUCAACUUGCAGGCAGUACAUCUCCAACCAUGGAUUUCUUUGCUUAGUUUCAUCCCAACUGUUUUAGAGUUUACAAAAUUUCACUGUAAACGGAUUAUUAGAAAAAAAAAAAAAUGCAAGUGUGAUAAUAUGUAGAGUGCAUAGAUAUUAGUAGGAACUAUAGAUUUAAUAUAUGUACAUGAAUUCUUUUUUU